Messenger RNA from Caretta caretta (loggerhead turtle), 1932 nucleotides. RefSeq names its product phosphoribosyl pyrophosphate amidotransferase (gene PPAT). Gene Ontology annotation, molecular function: amidophosphoribosyltransferase activity. NCBI's taxonomy places the organism in Eukaryota, Metazoa, Chordata, Testudines, Cheloniidae. Gene Ontology annotation, biological process: purine nucleobase biosynthetic process. The record is from RefSeq and is a predicted model, not a curated record.
UAAAUAAGGGGGCGGGGGCUGUGGCGGGGUCCCGGGCGGGACGACGCUGGCCUGGCCUUGGCUGCCGCGGCGCCGGCGCAGCAGGAGUUGGCCUCGCCCGGGAGGUAGCCGGCGGCCGCCCAGACCCGCGCUUCGGGGCCGACGGCAGCACGUGUUUGUGCGGGGUGGCCGGGCGCUAUGGAGUUUGAGGAGCUGGGGAUCCGGGAGGAGUGCGGCGUGUUCGGCUGCAUCGCCUCCGGCUCGUGGCCCGCGGAGCUCGAUGUGCCCCAUGUGAUCACUUUAGGGCUGGUGGGGCUGCAACACAGGGGCCAAGAAAGUGGUGGAAUUGUGACAAGUGAUGGAGACUCAGCCCAAACAUUCAAAGUGCACAAGGGAAUGGGUCUUAUUAAUCAUGUGUUCAGUGAAGACAAUCUGAAGAAGCUGUAUGUUUCAAAUCUUGGAAUUGGCCACACCAGGUACUCCACGUCGGGAAUCUCUGAAUUAGAGAACUGCCAGCCUUUCGUUGUAGAAACUCUUCAUGGGAAGAUUGCUGUGGCACACAAUGGUGAAUUAAUAAAUGCUAAACAACUCAGAAGAAAGCUGAUGAGACAUGGUGUGGGACUAUCGACCAGUUCUGACAGCGAAUUGAUCACCCAGCUGCUGGCAUUCACACCUCCACUCGAGAAUGAUGAUACCCCAGACUGGGUGGCAAGAAUCAAAAAUUUAAUGAAUGAAACCCCUACUUCAUAUUCACUACUAAUGAUGCAUAAAGACAUAAUCUAUGCAGUACGUGAUCCCUAUGGGAAUCGUCCACUCUGCAUUGGUCGUCUCAUUUCAGUAGGCAGUAUGAGUGGAAAAGGGAAGAAAAACAGCGAAACAGAAGGAUGGGUGGUCUCCUCUGAAUCCUGCAGCUUUUUAUCUAUUGGUGCACAGUAUUAUCGUGAAGUCCUCCCUGGAGAGAUUGUGAAGAUAUCCAGAUAUGAUGUCCAAACACUGGAUGUUGUACCAAGACCUGGAGGAGAUCCAUCAGCAUUCUGUAUCUUUGAAUAUGUUUAUUUUGCAAGGCCCGACAGCAUUUUUGAAGGUCAAAUGGUGUAUUCAGUCAGGAGAAGAUGCGGUCAGCAGCUUGCUGUUGAAGCACCAGUGGAAGCAGACUUGGUUAGCACAGUACCAGAAUCUGCAACACCAGCAGCACUAGGUUAUGCACAAAAGUGUGGGCUGCCAUAUGUUGAAGUACUCUGUAAAAAUCGAUAUGUCGGAAGAACUUUUAUUCAGCCAAACAUGCGAUUAAGACAGCUUGGAGUGGCAAAAAAAUUUGGAGUCCUAUCUGAUAACUUUAAAGGCAAAAGAAUUGUGCUAAUCGAUGAUUCUAUUGUGCGGGGCAAUACCAUUUCACCCAUAAUAAAGCUGCUCAGGGAAUCUGGUGCGAAGGAGGUGCACAUUCGUGUGGCUUCACCUCCCAUAAAAUUUCCUUGUUACAUGGGAAUAAAUAUUCCAACAAAAGAAGAACUCAUUGCCAACAGACCUGAAUUUCAUGACCUUGCAAAAUACAUAGGAGCGGACAGUGUGGUUUAUCUUUCUGUGGAAGGGUUGGUAUCAUCUGUGCAAGAAAGUAUCAAAGCAAAGCAAGAAAAUCAAAACAGCCUUAAAACCAAUAAGUCUCGUGUUAGAAAGAUUGGCCACUGUACAGCAUGUCUUACUGGGGAAUACCCAGUAGAGCUCGACUGGUGACUUUAAUGCCCAAGUACCGUUGCUGAAUGUAGUUUUUUGAAUUGAGAAGUAUGUUGUACCUAACAGCACAUAGCAUCUUCUUACAUUUAGCAAGCCACUUAAAGCUAGUGACGUCUAAUUGCUGUUACAGACAUGUCUUUGCAGACUUUCUAUAAAGUUUAUGAUGACGAAAACUAUAUAAUGUAAGUACCUGGAUAAAUAAAAUAAAAAUCACAGACAAUA